CUGAAUUUGAUUAAGUCUUCAAAGAUUGACAUCAAACCACAGAGUGAAAUUGUAACACCCCAAUCCGUAAAACCCAGAAUUACACGAAUUAAGAUGAAACGAGAGUAAAAUAAAAAUUUCGCUUGACAUUUGAAAAUGACAAUUACUUAUAAAUAUCAAAUUUACAGACUCUGGAUCGCGACCCAUUUAAAAAUAUUUUCAGAGUAAUGCGGAAGUACAACAAUAUACAAAUCAUGACACAUUUAAAAAUCUGAUGAUCAACAUUUGCCUGCCAUCCUUGCAUCUCCUCUGACUCAAUGCCCUCCGGGAGUGGUUCCAUCAUUGUCUUCUUGUUACCUACGUGUAGUCAACGAAAAAUACAAACUACACGCUUAGCGAAACCGCUGAGUGGUACCACACUAGAAUUGUAGAAUGAUUCUCAGACAUAUACAUAUACAUAUAUAUACGUCCACAAAAUGUAUAGUAACAUUCAUGAUAUGACACAUAUUAUCAUAUGGUCAAUUUGAUGAAUCAUGAUGAUAAAUAUUUAAUGAAAAUUACUUGAUGGCAUAUUUAAUCAAUAUAAUUAUUCUUGAUGAUGAUUACAUGACACCUAUGUAAUCAAUAUAAUUGUUCUUGAUGAUGAUUACAUGACACCUAUGUAAUCAAUGUACUUGAUGAUGAUAACAUGAUUUCACAUUUAAUCAAUUUGAUUAUUCUUGAUGAUGAUUACAUGACACCUAUGUAAUCAAUGUACUUGAUGAUGAUAACAUGAUUUCACAUUUAAUCAAUUUGAUUGUUCUUGAUGAUGGUAACAUGAUGCAUGAUCCUAUAACUUGAAAGGACACCCUUGCGCUAUGAGAUUCGCCCAUUUGGUACGACGAACUCACACGGCCUUAGUCUCACGAAUGAGGUGAGACUAGAAAAAUAGGGGUGGUACUCGAAACCUGAAUACCAUGUACGUACACUAAGCCCAGAACGGGUGAUGUCGGACUAUUUAUUUGGAUGAAACAUGAUUAAAAUAUCAUUUAAUUAAGCUACGGGGCUCGGAACGGUCGACCGUUUGGCGAGACGGUCGACCUUGGUCUUCAUCAGGUCGGAUUGGCGGAUCACCGUGACGGUCGACCAUUGUUGACUGGAUGGCGACGGCGAUUCUCGGCUGGGCAGGCGACGGUCGACCGUUGGCCACCGGCGGUCGACCGUUUGUCUCGGGGUCUAUUUCGAUGUUUAAUGCGACGGUCGACCGUUUGCGUCGACCGUUUGGGUCUGCGAAUCUUUCUCUUGAUAUUUUGAGUGUCCAAAAUACUUCUUUAAGUCUUUUAAGCACCUUUGAUUAACAUAUACAUAUUGUUGGGUUGAUUUCCAAAGUUUAUAUUUACUUAUGUGUAUAUUAACUUUAUGGAUUUGGUGUAUUUUAAUCUCAACAUAUAGAUAACUUAUAUAUGCAUCACAUAUAUAUUUUGGAAUGUUGGAAAGAUGUCAACCCUUGAGAGCUCCUGGACGGGCCUGCGGAAGAGGCGCACUAGGCCUGACCUCUUGACGCGGUAUGCAAUGGAUGCACUUGGAUCCAAGAAAUUCCGCACUGGACCACGUGGUGAAGAUGAGGUGAGCAAUGUAUUUGAAGCCAUGAAUGAAGAUAUCAGGAAGCCCAACACUGUGGAAGUAAUUGAUGAUGAUCGUAAGCAUGCAGAUGUUGCUAAGAACUACAAGCCAGAUCCUACUUUUCAGGAUAUGGAUACCUCGAUUGAUGUGGUCAUUGCAGAGUAUAAAGUUUCAAGAUGUGAAGACAAAGUAGCGGAUGAAGAGUUUCCCAAAGUUGACAACUCAAUUUCAUUGUAUACCCUCAAGCUGUUUGACCUUGAUGAUAUUGAAAUGUUUGAAUACCUAGCUCCCUUGCGGCUAGUCCGCCACCUGUUUGGUUUUGCCUCAAAUAUCCUCUGUUACGCUUUAAUUGUCGAGAUUUGUAAUGAUGGGUCAUCAGUCAUGGCCGACGCCAACUCCUCCUCCUCCGGCAAGGUGACUUCAACCUCCGAAAACUCUUCCUCCAACAACUCCCCCCAUCUCGCCUUCACAGCUAUAUCCAACAUCAAACUCCAUAUCCCUGUUCAACUCAGUCUCUCAGAACCCAAUUACAAAAAGUGGAGUCGAUUAUUCCGUCUCUUGAUCCUCCGCUUCAACCUCAAAGGCUACAUCGACGGCACAACCAUUGCCUCCUCCGCGGACGAUGCUGAAUGGUAUCAAUUUGAUGCCCUAAUUCAAGGAUGGAUCCUGUCUACGAUCACAGAUGAAGUCUCCGACCUUGUACUCGCCAACAAUCUCUCUGCUCCUGCACUAUGGACGACAAUCUACAAUCUCAAAGGCUACAUCGACGGCACAACCAUCGCCUCCUCCGCGGACGAUGCUGAAUGGUAUCAAAUUGAUGCCCUAAUUCAAGGAUGGAUCCUGUCUACGAUCACAGAUGAAGUCUCCGACCUUGUACUCGCCAACAAUCUCUCUGCUCCUGCACUAUGGACGGCAAUCUACAAUCUUUUUCACGACCACACACAUGCCCGGGCGAUGCAACUGGAGCACCGUUUCCGUACAACUGUGAAGGGCCAACUCUCCAUCAACGAAUAUUGUCGUCUUCUCAAAAAUAUCUCAGAGUAUCUCGACAAUGUGGAUGCUCCUGUCACUGAACAUGCCCUUGUACUCCAGCAACAAACCGACGCCGUAUAUGGUGCUGGAGCGCCAUCCACAGCCCUCCUCAGCACCGGCGGUAGCGGCGGACAUGCGGGCAGCGGUGUAACACCCCAACCCACGUAACCCGAAUCAACAAGUUAGCGAAUCAGGUUGUUACUAAUUUGGUAUUCACAUGCAUAAUAUUUUAAAAACAUUUAAUAAUAAAAUAUCAAUUAACAUUUAUUUAGAAAUAAUUCAUAAUCAAUCGGAGUAAAUAAUUCAAACGUUGCGGAAGCCUUUAAGACAACAUCGUCAAACAUUCUUGUAGCUUAACAAAAUAAAAGUCAACAAGUAUUUAAUUCAAUUUCAAACAGCUUUGGGCCAUCCACCAGCGUCACGCUUCACUAUCCUCCACGCUGCUCCUCCUCUAAACCUUGACCCCUACCUGUAAAAAUAGGGA
Messenger RNA from Cuscuta campestris, 3097 nucleotides. The record is from the annotation of a GenBank genome assembly. Lineage: Eukaryota; Viridiplantae; Streptophyta; Magnoliopsida; Solanales; Convolvulaceae.